AUGGACUUUAUAAUCGGGGGAUUGGCCGGGGCAGGCGCUUCAGCAUUCACAACCCCAAUGGACGUGGUGAAAACACGUCUACAGUUGCAAGGAGAAUUACAAUCCUCAUCUGAAACGAAAACUAAAUAUCGGGGGACCUUUCAUGCAAUGUAUGUCAUUGUGAUGAAGGAUGGGAUAAAAGGGCUGCAAAAAGGCUUGGCUCCAGCUUUGAUACUUGGUUUCGUUGUUAAUUCUGUGAGGCUAGGAAUUUAUCACAUAGCAGAAGUACAUGGUUGGACAAAAAACAAAAAUGGAGACAUCAGUGUUGACAAAGCAAUCUUCUGGUCGGGUAUAGGUGGUUUAUUGGGUGGUAUUAUUUGCAACCCUCUACUUGUCAUCAGGACUAGAUUACAAUCAAAUGCUCACCCAAGUAUAGCUGUAGGAAGACAGUAUAAAUAUAAUGGGCUAUGUGACGGUUUCAUCAAAAUAUUUAAGUCUGAGGGUAUAAAAGGUUUCGUCGCUGGAAUAUCAGUAACUGGUCCGAGGGUGGCCAUUGGCAGCGCCACACAACUGACCACAUUUUCCAAAGCUAAGGAAAUGUUACUUUCUCAUGGUAUGUGUAAUUCUUCUCCAUUUGCCUUGGCCUUUGCUGCAAGUGCAGUAAGCGGUAUUGUGAUAGUUCUGACCGUCUGUCCGAUUGACGUCGCCGCCAUCCGCUUGUACAAUCAGGGUCCGGCACAAAAUGGCAAAUUAUUGUACACGGGGAUAGUAGACUGCAUCACCAAGAUAUACAGAACCGAAGGUCUACACGGAUUGUACAAAGGAGUUGGACCGCUGUACCUAAAACUGGCUCCUCACACAACAAUUUCACUCGUCAUCUGGGAUGUACUAAACAAUUUUCUACAACGAAAUAAAACGAGUUAA
This is a messenger RNA of Arctia plantaginis, 903 nucleotides long. The record is from the annotation of a GenBank genome assembly. NCBI's taxonomy places the organism in Eukaryota, Metazoa, Arthropoda, Insecta, Lepidoptera, Erebidae.